Nelumbo nucifera (sacred lotus) is the source of this 1598-nucleotide messenger RNA. RefSeq names its product Uroporphyrinogen decarboxylase (gene HEME2). Gene Ontology annotation, molecular function: uroporphyrinogen decarboxylase activity. The record is from RefSeq and is a predicted model, not a curated record. Lineage: Eukaryota; Viridiplantae; Streptophyta; Magnoliopsida; Proteales; Nelumbonaceae. Gene Ontology annotation, biological process: porphyrin-containing compound biosynthetic process.
UGCUUGUUAGUGUUAUCCAUUCCAUUUUCUCCUCUUUCUCUCACCUUCUCUCCCUCGUCAACCGAAACAGCUAAAUGGGAAUUCGCAGCUGAGACAAGUGGUUUCUUUGUAAUUGCAAGCUGGAUGCAACCAUGUCUUGCUUUAAUGGCUCUCUCUCUUUCUCUUCUCUCUCGAUUUCUCCCAAAUUGACUUUUGCUUCUCGCUCAAGAUCCAACUUCAGAAUUCGAUGUGCUGUGGGAGAGACUGUUGCAGAGCCACAAAUCAUCACUGCUACUAAACCUCUCUUACUAAAUGCUGCUCGAGGGGAAAAAGUUGAAAGACCCCCUGUUUGGCUUAUGAGGCAAGCAGGGAGGUACAUGAAGAGUUAUCAAAUCAUCUGCGAGAAGUAUCCUUCAUUUCGUGAAAGAUCAGAAAAUGUUGAUCUUGUAGUUGAAAUAUCUCUACAACCAUGGAAAGCUUUUAGGCCUGAUGGGGUUAUUUUAUUUUCAGACAUUCUUACACCUCUUCCUGGAAUGAAUAUACCUUUUGAUAUUGUAAAAGGAAAGGGCCCUGUUAUAUUUGAUCCUCUACGGACAGCUGCUGAUGUUGAUAAAGUGAGGGAGUUCAUUCCUGAGGAAUCAGUUCCGUAUGUUGGGGAAGCACUAACAAUCUUGCGGAAAGAGGUAAACAAUGAAUCUGCAGUUCUGGGUUUUGUAGGGGCUCCAUUCACCUUGGCAUCCUAUGUGGUGGAAGGUGGUUCAUCCAAGCACUUCACAAAAAUAAAGAGGCUAGCCUUCUCAGAACCCAAGGUACUACAUGCACUACUGCAGAAAUUUGCAACCUCUAUGGCAAAGUAUAUCCAGUACCAAGCAGACCAGGGAGCACAAGCUGUACAGAUUUUUGAUUCAUGGGCCACAGAGCUAAGCCCAGUUGAUUUUGAGGAGUUCAGUCUACCAUAUCUAAAGCAAAUUGUGAAUUCUGUGAAACAAACCCAUCCAGAUCUCCCACUAAUCCUUUAUGCAAGUGGAUCUGGAGGCUUGCUUGAGAGGCUACCUUUGACAGGUGUGGAUGUUGUUAGCUUGGAUUGGACAGUUGAUAUGGCUGAAGGUAGGAGAAGACUAGGAGCUGAUGUGGUGGUUCAGGGGAAUGUGGACCCGGGUGUCCUUUUUGGUUCGAAGGAGUUUAUCACUAAUCGUAUCAAUGAUACUGUAAGAAAAGCUGGCAAAGGUAAACAUAUAUUGAAUCUUGGCCAUGGGAUUGUUGUAGGAACACCAGAGGAGAAUGUUGCCCACUUCUUUGAUGUCGCCAAGGGAAUCAGAUACUAAAAGCAAGAGCAACCAAUUUUCCAUAUUCUUCUUCUACAAUAUUAACUAGGCUUAAAUUGUUUUUUGCCCUGGUGCCUUAUUGCUCUUGUCAUUUUAGUUCCAUUUUAUGGUAGAUAGAAUAUCUGGUUGAAGGAAACUCUGACUCGUCGGUCUGAUGUCCAGACUCCGGUUAUAGAGAGUUAGGUUUAGAUAUGUUGGAGAUUAUGAUGCCCUCUGUUCCAAUGAAAGGAAUAUGGUUUUAACUUGAAUUCUGUUCACUGUUUGACGUUUAAAGGUCUUUGUUUUUUUUUUUUU